Molecule: messenger RNA, 666 nt
Organism: Fibroporia radiculosa
Lineage: Eukaryota; Fungi; Basidiomycota; Agaricomycetes; Polyporales; Fibroporiaceae
Exons: 4
Coding region: 1-666 (221 amino acids)
Source: RefSeq, a predicted model, not a curated record
AUGGCGCAAGUCACCGAUCAAGCGAGCUCUCUCUCCACUUGGAUUGCAACUAGCACGAUUCUCGACUGGCUGAAGCCGCCACGCGGUGAAGCCAUUGCUCGACUGCGAACAAAUGUGCUAGGAAUGUUCACCUUAGCCCUUCUCACUCAUCUACUUCCGCUACCCUCCCCAUGGAUUGCUAUUGCUAUACUCCGCGGGAAAGCGUCAUCCAGCAGUAUAUAUUAUAACUUAUGUGCUCUUGAGACACUCGUGCUGGCAGUACUCGCAUUCAACAUAGUGCAAGCGUCGUAUGCCUUGAGAUAUCCUCGUGCGAUACCCAAGUCUCGGCCACCCCCAUCUCCAGCAAGGAUGGUUCACACAUCGCCUCCACCACGGCAGUGGCACCUCAAGGGUCUGUCUCCAAAUUCGAGCCCUCAGCGACAAAAGUCAUUCUCAUACGCUUCGUCGCCAUUGUCGACGCCAUCACGAACACUCAGCUACACAAUUCCCCCGUCCAUCGCCACUCCACCUGAUUUAUCUUUCACGUCAUCAUUGGGUUCUGUGCCCGGCUCCCCUGCUUCUCCUCUCGCUGCGUACAGGGGCAAACAUAGCACUAUGGCCGGCCGCGCAUUCGAUGGCUCUCUUCUUAGUCGACUGGCACUUGAAGACUCCAGCGACGAAGAAUAA